Molecule: messenger RNA, 3518 nt
Organism: Carassius auratus (goldfish)
Lineage: Eukaryota; Metazoa; Chordata; Actinopteri; Cypriniformes; Cyprinidae
Exons: 8
Coding region: 10-1683 (557 amino acids)
Source: RefSeq, a predicted model, not a curated record
GAAAUACGCAUGCGCAAUCAGCGCGCAAAAGUGCAGCAAGGAAACGAAUGCACUUCCUCCCGCCAGUUUCUCACGAUGGACGGACUCGAUGAAGUUGCGAUUUGUACUCUAAAAGCUGCUAACAUUGGGGAAGACAUUUUACCAACUCUCACACGGGAUGAUAUACGAGAUCUCUUUCCUGGUCCUGAGCACUUCCUGCGACGCAAAGCCAUUUGGCUUAUUGUUCAUAAGGAAGAACAGGAGCACACCAUUCCUGUUGAACCCCAAGGUUCAUCAGCUGAUGAUGAACAUAAUGGAAGUCCAAAAAGAGAUGACCCCAGCACUUCAAAGUUUUUGAAGUUACCCAGCCCAGAAUACGUUCUCUUCACUGAUAGUGAACUACAACAUGUGAGACGUGCAUACUUCGAGCAGCAACGUCUUGGAAAAGAGGGUGAAGUCACCUUAUCAAAGGAGCUCUUCUGCCGACUCAUCCGAAAUACCAUGACAAAUAUGAUAUCUAUUGCAAGAGCCUCUUCAGAUGACUACAAAUAUCCCACUAAACAUGAAGUUAUUGCCAUGGCAAAGCGGUUAGUGGAAUACUACCCUAUGAUAAAAGAUAAGUCAACUGGAUCAAGUCAUGAGUGGGACACUGUUGCCAAAAAGCUCUUGAAGCGACUUUCAAAUAUCCGAAGUCCUGUGAAGGCCAAACACCCUCCAUCCAAGAGAGUACGUCUGAAUGAAGUACCAUCUGCUGCAGUGGCAAGUGACUAUGAUGCUGAUUCCAGUGCAUCAACAGUUCAUCUGUCACCACCUUCAAGAUCAAGCACCCCACAGCAAGAAAAUGACAGCAUUGAUGAAGCAUGUAUGUACAUUACCAUUUACAAGAAAAUUCACAAGUAUAGUAUUUGCACCGACGGUCCAGACAACAGCCUUGACAGCCAGAAAACACAGGCACGACAUUACAGGACUCUACAAGAAAUGUACAAAGCAAAGAAGCCAAACAAAGCUGCUGUAACUCAUCUAUUAGACCUGGAGUUCCAGUCCAGAAGAAAUUUCAUUGACUCAAAUGCUUUGAAGGAGCAAGACCGACCCACAAAAAUUUUACAGGCAUACCCGUGCUUCAAAGAACUGGACCAUGUAAUGGAUGAACUGCGGAGAGUCAUUGAGCCAAACAAUAGCCAAUACACUUCUGAGGUGAAAGGCAGGUGGGAGAACUUCUACUCCAAGGUUCAGUUUUAUGGCGUCAUGAAGAAAGUCAUGAAGCCUCCAAGGACAUUAAAUGGAGUUGAACAUGCCAUUGCAGUUUUUACUGCCCUGCCACUGCUCUUCCCAUCUGGCUCUGCAGCACCCAAGAAACUGGUCCCAAUCAGUGAGGCUCUUUUCCACGUCCUCACGCCCUCUGAGGAUCCUGAUACCUACAUCCACCGGCGUGUGCUUUCUAGUCCUGUCUUGCUGAUUGGUGAGCAGAACUGCAUUGUGGUUGUAGGUACAACUCCAGUUGUAACUUUUGAGAAAGAUUUGCUCUACGAGGGACCUCUCUACCUCCUGGCCUAUUACUAUGCAUUUCACCUGACAUAUCCCAAGUGUAUUGCCACACUCUUGUCUGUGUUACAAACACAAGUACUUGGAGAUGUCAUCCACGAGCAGGAUGCAACCUCCUCGUACAAGAAGGCCAUUCAUGAAUGGAAAAUGUUUGUUGAGUAAUUUCUUUUCUAACAUGUUGUAUGGCUAAGGCAGUGAGAGCCGCAGGUUUUUUUAUUUUUAGUUUUUUAUUUGUUUUGCACUUUAAUUGUGCUAUUUUUUAGUUUCUCCCAGUUUUCAGUACUGUUUAUUGAAUUUGCCAUAAAUGCAAUACAUUCAUUGAGUAAUUGCUGUUUGAGGUUAUAGUGAAUGCAGGUUAUAGACUGAUGCUAUCUCUUUGUGCAGAACAUUUGCUGUUGAUGUGUGUGUGUGUGUGUGUGUGUGUGUGUGUGUGUGUGUGUGUGUGUGUGCGCGUUUACAUUUGUGACAUAUCAGGACAAAAUUAUGAAUACACACCAACAAAGUCAGGACAUGGGUAGAUGUCAGGACGAAAAUCAAUGUCCUCAUUUUUCUGAGCAUACUACAGUGUUCUACAGCCUCAAAUAUAUAGCUGGAGCAAAAAUCUCUGUAGGCCAAAAUUGUCACAAUUUUUUGAAAUCAUCUGUGUAAGUGUGUAUCACAUUUUUGCUCACUCACUGAUACGCCAACUAUGGGACGUGUGAGGUACUGCGCUAAACGUUUACACACACCGGAAGUGACAUCAACAUUUCACCUAAUAAAAAAUCAGUUAGGAAAUCGAAAUACCUCACUAUCUUGCCAGUGGUUGAAUAUAAAUAUAUAGUGCGUCUGCCAGCACUAACACCAGAGUAACACAGUAAACAGUUCUAAAGAAAUACAAUUAUCUGACUUGAUAUUUGGAUGAAUGUUGUUACAAGCUAGCUCACGUUAGCAGACUUUUGCUAGCUCAAGAGUCUCUACACAAGCUGGCUAAAUGCAUAGCUAACCACAUCCACUGAGCCAGUUAUGUAUCGGGGUGGGCGAUCUGGCGAUUUUAUAUCAUGAACGAUCUUGAAGACGUCCACAAUCUACUUUUCAAGCGAAUAGUAGAAAUCGCGAUCUUUUUUGUCCUCGUAAUAGCGGGACUUUUAUUUUGAAGGUGCGGAGACCGCCUGAUCACACAGCUCACAGCCUUUGUGUUUAAUAGUGUACGGUCUCUGUUUAAUAGUCAAAUCAUAUACAUUAUUAGAUAAAUCUGUCAACAUUUAAUUUCACAUACCUUGCAGAUAUAAUCGAAAGCAGCUGUCAGAUAUUCUGAAGUGUGCAUUAGUAGCCUGUAUGAAGGUGAUUACUGUGAGUGACGUACAGUCCGAGUGAAUUAGUUCAGCUUCCCUAAACACGAUCCACAAACUCAACCCUUGAUCUAAACUAAGCGCUAUAUUCAUUGUGUGCUGAAUCUAAAUCUAGUCUUGCCUCGUCUGUAUUCGAAAAAAAAAAACGUGUUUCCCAGUGCUUACAAACUUACUGAAUGUCCUAGUUGGCUUUUAUUCGAUUAUAAUUUUUUAAAAACAAUUUCUUUAUAUGUGAAAAAUACUAUAUUAUUAAUAUUAUGGAUGCAGAAUCAAAAAGUUAGAAAGUAUAUAUAUACACACACACACACACACAGUGGCUUGCAAAUGUAUUCAAAAUGUACCCCCUUGAUGUUUCCACGUUAUGUUCCUGCCUUAUGUAAAACUGCUUUAAAUUACUUUUUUCCAUAUCAAUCUUUUUUUAAAAAAACAUAGUUAAGUACAUAAAAACAUAAAUAGACUAAAUACAAAACCGAUUCCAAAAAAGUUGGGACACUGUACAAAUUGUAGUAAAAAAGGAUGGAAUAAUUGACAAAUCUCAAACUUAAGAAUAUAGAUAACAUAUCAAAUGAUGAAAGUGAGACAUUUUGAAAUGUCAUGCCAAAUAUUGGCUCAUUUUGGAAUUCAUGAGAGCUACACAUUCCAAAAAAGUUGGGACAACAUAUGCUCCCA